This is a messenger RNA of Asterias rubens (European starfish), 4795 nucleotides long. RefSeq names its product guanine nucleotide exchange protein smcr8b-like. NCBI's taxonomy places the organism in Eukaryota, Metazoa, Echinodermata, Asteroidea, Forcipulatida, Asteriidae. Gene Ontology annotation, molecular function: GTPase activator activity. Gene Ontology annotation, cellular component: guanyl-nucleotide exchange factor complex. The transcript has 21 exons. The coding region runs from base 212 to 2836 and encodes 874 amino acids. The record is from RefSeq and is a predicted model, not a curated record.
GUUUAUCAACAUUGAAUGGGCGACAAAUGGCUAAGCUAAAUUAAUGGAGAAGUUCACUCUUCACACACGGACAGCGUGUAAUUUAAUAUGUUGACAUCAUAAUGCUGAGGCAACAACUACCUCCGAGAAACUUUGAAUCCACCGUCUUCCUUCAAUGCCUCAAGAUACUUAAUAUAAGUUCACGUAGUACUAGCCUGGUUAAGACUUCAAGAUGUUCGGUAGUUAUGCCACCUUGGCCCAUCGCCAUGUCCAAGGGGACGUUAACUUCUACGACUCCCGAGCUGAUGAGGAGGCUUUCCUGAAAUCCAAGCCGCCUCUCUCGGAUGAGAUCAUCUCAACGUACAAGCCGCCCAAUCCCUGGCAGUCAAGUCCGACGUUCGAGGGCGAUUUCGUCUUGGUGUGUGAGUUCUCAGAACUGGAAGGCCCCAAACCAGUGAUGACAGUGCCCAAGGAUUCUGGUGGUGAUUUUGAGCAGAAUGACUUUGCGCUAAAGAUAAUGGCCAUUGACUACAAUGCUACCAACGUUGUCAGAUCAGGUGGUUCAUUCACGCUGGUUGAGGAUACUGGAGUCGUGUUGGAAGAGCCAAAAGAAUCCGCCUUCGCAUAUGUGCACCAUUUUACCUUGUAUGAUAUCAUCGCCAGGGGGUAUGUCCGACCAUUUUGCAUUGCGUACAUCUCAUCGGAUAAAAGGAAAAUCAUCCGGAAUUUGGCAUGGCUGUCCAAGAAGUUUAGCAAAGUCAGUGAAUCCUUCCGCUAUGGGAAUCAUUGUCAAUUCAAGAGAGAUCUGGAGCGACGGAAAGCUGACAUCCAUUUUACAAUAGGGAGUGUAUCACUUCAGCAUCCACCUCAGCAUCAUGACGAUGAGAUCACAUCUGAGCGGGGCUCACCUCUCUGUCAAGACGCCCAAGCAAAGCAGAAGCUACACCAGCAGCUGGAGGCAUUGGAGAAGGGGCUAGAUGAAGUGGAUGACAUCCUGCGAGCCGUGGCCCCAGAGUUGGUGAAUCCGAAGCUUGAGGCAAGGUUUCGUAGAUUAGAAGAAUUAGCAACUACUCAGAGAUUAGCCAAAUCCAGAGCACACAGAUACUCAACAAGCGUCCACGAGGAAGGUUACCAUAGCGAUGGAGACGACAAAUUGUUGGUGCAAUCGAAUCAGAGAAGAAUGAAGAGAAUCAGUACUUGUGAUAGCAUCGUUGAUCUGACGUCAUCCUUAGAGACGGAUACGCAGCACGUCCCACAGAUGAUCCGAGUGGAUGGAUUCCGGAAGUUUGAUAUACGACUGCGGACUCUGCACGAGCUGUGUGGCUGGGGGUACAAAGCUGGGCUGAACAGCGUUCGCAAAAUACAUCAUCAUUUGAGUCGUAAUUAUGUAGUUCUACAUAUGGAGAGGAGAGAGUCCAGGCUAGUAGAGCCAGCGUCAUCUCUGCUUACUAUCGGCAGGUCUAUUACUACCAACUUUGUUCAUCUUGUUGAUAUGCAGUGUGUGAAUGGAAGUUUUCAUGAUGAGUACAACGCAGGCAGGCACUGCGGGACAACGCUCAAACAGAACAUGAAUACAUCGCCCGCAGCGAGUAGUCCAUCAUUUGAGGAGAGAGUGUUGUCUAAAUUGCACUCAUCUAGCUUUGAAGCCAAGUUUGUGCCUGGUACAGCAUACGCAUCAAUGGAAUCACUGUACUAUGACGUGACUGAGAGUCCCGACGAGAGCAGCGAGGACGAGGAGGUAACAAGUAUCCCAAAGAAGCAAACGGGUAACGGAUUAAUCAUCUCAUCAGACGACGGCUCCUGGCUGGAUCUGGAUUUCGCUUCCAGAGAAUCCGAGUAUUCCUCAUCGACAGACAUGUCAGCCUCACCCGCACAUCGGCACAAGUACUUCAACCGGGUAGUGCACACCCCUUCGGAUGAAAUUGAUGAUGCCGCUUCAGCAGGAGAAGUUGCAGCUCAUGAUGCUACGGCAGAUUCCAACUCUCCAUCUACCUCAUCCUGCGGGGGUGAUCUUUCACAAGUCCCAGAUUCUGUGAAUCCUCCACCGUGUUCUGAUUCGUAUAUCGUCAGGAGACAUCAGAAAGUAUCUGUAGGAAGCUAUGCCAGUAGAAUCAACAGCUUCAAUACGUGCUUGCCAGGAUCUGGUGUCCGUAACAUCAUCGGUCAGUACACAUUUGCCAUUCAUCUUGUCUAUGCACUACUCUCUGGUAGACCUGUUGUUGUUCUAUCUCACCCACGCUUUGAAAAGGAAGUCACAAGUCUGAUCAGAACACUCUGGUUGUUUGUUCCAGGCCAUUCCAGUAAGUAUCAUCUGGUCGUCCCAUGGCACACCCGUCCACUACACCAAGCUGAUCUGAAACAGAUGAAGCUAGUCGGUCUUGCCAGACACAAAUCAGCCAUGCCAGUCAUUCCGACAUCUGUACAAAAGCAUAUUACCAUCUUUGAGUACGACAACAGCACGUUGUCAACCCCACCCUAUAAUGGGUCUUACCUGAAUCUACUUAUUAAGAGCUACAAGUCUUUCCGAAGUGACCAAGCCUACAUUGGCUUCAUCCAUUGUAUAUUCUCCGAGUUAGCCGCCAAGGCGUUUGUCUACCACCAUUCCUUCAUGCUCAACUCACCACCAUUCCAACCACUGCCGGAGAAUGAUGGAACAAUUAGUGAAAUGUUAGCGAAGUCUAAUGUCUACCUUAGCAAGCUUGGUGUAGCAGAAGGAGAUGCUGAUAUCAUACGGUACUGGGUGGAGAUAAUUAAACAGCAGCAGAUAGAUGAAAUGUUCGUCCAGACUGGUUCAACAGUUACGCCUACUCCCUCUGAGCAAUUAGACUACAGGCAAUGUAAGGAGUACCAAAUCUAAAACAAACUACAGUGCAAUAACCCAUCCAUGGAGUGUAUGUGUGCUGGUUGUUGUGGUGGACUUCCUCCCUCUGGGUGUAAGGAGCAAUUCUAAAGACAAUGUAUGUUUGCGGGUGUGGGGUGUCAUGUACACAAGCAAACAGAACAUCACCCCUCAUUUUGAAAAAAAUAUUGUAAAAGUACAGUUGAAGAAUGCCUUCAUCCGAAGUCAUCAAAUAAUUGACCCACAUUAAUGAGAAUGCUGUUUUUUUUUACCCUGGUUACCAUGGUUAAAUGUUGAACCAUCGAAUGUAUUUGCUUUCAAAAUGUCAUGUUGAAUAUGGCUGGUGUCGGGUUACGUGAUAUUGCAUGAGAAAAGUUCUUCUGGAAGCAACCUGUGUAUUUGCUAGUGAGGGGUUCAGAUUGAAUUCUGGUUGGGGAAGUCACAGGUGAACAUAGCGUGACUGUGUUUAGUCUGGCUGCUUCUGGGUUCACUUCUACUUUCAUUUGAUCCCUAGAGCAAGGUGAACAUUGAGUGUAAUUAUAUUGCUAGUUUGGUGAUUUCAAGCACUUUGAUGGUAUCCUCAUCCUCAUCGAGAUCUUCGAGUCCGUGCUGGCCUUUUGGUAGUCUGAAGUCAGGGCAGUCAUGAAUGAUGUGGCUGCUUGAUGAUGGUAUCUCCUUAUCGCAACAUACAUGUAGCGUGACUGUCCUUAGUCUAGCUGCUUGUGGGUCGUCUUCUUCUUCUUCUUUCAUUUGAUCUCGCGACCAAGGUGAAGAUUGAGUGUAAUUCAUUUUAUAAUUUAGAGACUUCAAUCCACUUGAUGGUGUCCUUGUUGAGGUUUACUUUGAGUUCCUACUCGCCUUUUGGUGGUCUGAAGUCAGGGCAGUCAUGAAUGACGUUGGUUUUUAAAAUGAUUUUGUAACUAGCUAUGGUGAGGUUUGAUUUAAUAGGGAAUUUUCAAUACCCAUUACUUUUGUUCCAGCUGAUUCGCCAUCUGCCUGUUGGAAGUCCUGCACCGUACCUGUAUAUUACAUAUGUUUUCCAAAUUUACAGAAGCCAGAACCCGUGCCCAAGCCUUGAUUUCGAAAUUGCCAUAUGAUAUCAAAAUCAAAUCAAACAAAAACAGAUAAUAAAAUAACACAAAAAAAACUGUACGGAAAACCCGCUUUAUAUAGUCAACAUAAGAGUGGAGAUCCCAUUUUUUUUUUUUUUCUUCUGUAGUUUUGAUAAUCACAAGCAAACAACCCUUGAUAUUUAUUUUGCUGUUCCCAUGAGUGUUUGGAUCAGUUUCGCGUUUGUAUCACACUGUACCAAUAGACAAGCGGAAAUGGGGUUGAGACUGUGUUCUCACGAGGAACAAAAGACAAGCGUCCCAUGAGAAUUUCUUCUUGUGCGAAUGCAACUACUUUGCAGAAGUUAAACAUGGAGGGGCAUUGCAGAGAGAAAUGCGCACAGAUUGUCUUCCCUUUGAAAUCCUAAUUACCACCUGUUGAAAUCGUGUGAACAUUUGAAUACUUUGUUUUAUAAUUUUGCUUUGUAAUUUGUUACUAAUAUAACUCUAAAGUGCCUUAGUCCAUGAAAUUUAUACGAUAUAUAUAUAUGUAAACUAUUGGUGCAAUUGUUAUUGUUAAUAUUUUGUACUAUUAUUAACCAUUAUCCAGUGUAUUGAAUGUUAUACUUGGUAUGAGUCCAAUAGCGUGUGCCAACCAUCUGAUGAUGUAAAACUAAUGGUUAAAGCACAGUUUAGAGAAAUAAUUCGAGUUUCGGUUAAAUUUUUGUUUUCAAAUAUUUUUCUAACAACGGGUUACAUGUUAGACUGGCUUUACCUCGAGUUAGGACGAGCCUGACUUUAGGACUAGCCUUUGUUUUUAAUAUCUCCUAUGACUAGUCCUUACUAUAACUUGUUCUAACUCUUUGUGAAAUCAACCCCUGGCAUUGAAGCAGGAAAUUUAAAAUUGUGAAAAAGUCCCUCCUUUAGA